Molecule: messenger RNA, 1005 nt
Organism: Parnassius apollo (apollo)
Lineage: Eukaryota; Metazoa; Arthropoda; Insecta; Lepidoptera; Papilionidae
Source: the annotation of a GenBank genome assembly
AUGUCAGGCAAGCCCGCGAGUGUGGCCGCGUCGCGGGCGGGCGUGGCGAGUGUGGCGGGCGUGGCGGGAGCGCCGCGCGUGCUGCUGUACGUGGCGGAGCGCCAGCUAGAGCCCGCCGCCGCGGGCCCCGACCAACUGCCCGCUGCCGCGCCGUUUGACGCGCUCUACAUCCACGAGAACAUACCGCACCAAGUCCCUUUGCCCCAGAAUACUCUCUAUAGAACCCAACCAGAACAGAAUGAUCAGAGGAACACCUGUGGAAACUUGUUCUACAAGCAUCUAAAUGAUGAGGGUAAAUUGAGUGCGUAUGAAGCAACAGAGAACAUUGUAACCCAAAGAAGUGAUUUUUUCCCUGUUUCGCAACAGUUUUUAAAAGAACCUCCUUUAAAAGUUGAAGAUAGUAAGAAUAUUGACAGGCCAAACAAUGUUAAUUUAAAAAUAGAUUCUACUAAUUCUUUGUCUACAGAGUACAGCAGUGUAGAGACAUUCCAAGCACGGGUUCCUGUAGAGACUGGGGAGAUAGUAACAUAUCAGAGAUGUCCUGUUAGUUCAGAUAAUAUGCCCUCAAUGCUUCCAGUGAGGCAACAUCACACUCAAAAUCAGUUUAAUGAAAGUAGUGCAGUGCAAGGUGAAAGUGAGGGCACAAACAGCAGUGAGAGGGAGGUCUCUAUGAAUAAGGGUUAUGUGAACUAUCAGUUUUUAGAACAAAGUGCAACACAUCAGUCUAUUGUGAAUCAAAGUAUAAAUAUACUAAAUCAGCAAAUUGGUGUGAGUAGGACUAUUGGUAGUGAAGGGGAUAGUGGUAGUGCUCCACAGCUAGUACGCACUGCAGAUGGUGUGGUUUUAGCUGUGUUACCAUCAUCUACCUUGCCUCAUUGUACUGAAACAGAGUUUAGAACUGCACAGAGUGAAUUUCCACAAACAAUUACUGUGCCAUUAGGUUGGAGAAGGAUUGUGACUGGUGCUUCUGUACUAUAUAUUAGGUAUGUAUUAACAUUCUAUUAA